AUGAAUGAAACGGGUCUUCGGAGGACCCUCCCUGACCAGUCAUCAGGGAGCGGGCACUCCUUUGGCACCCCACGCCACCCAAGCAUCAUCGAACCUAUCCUUUCAAAGCGAGUCUGCUUCUACAAAAGUGGAGAUCCUCAGUUCAGUGGCUUGCGGAUGGUCAUCAACAACCGUACUUUUAAAACAUUUGAUGCGCUCCUCGACAUUCUCUCUAAAAAGGUUCCGCUGCCGUUUGGGGUGAGGAACAUCACCACUCCUCGAGGGGUUCAUGCAAUCUAUACUUUGGAUGAACUGGAGGAUGGGAAAUCCUACAUCUGCUCUGACAGCCGUAAGGUAAAACCUAUCAACCUGGCACUGGCUAGGAAGAGGCUGCCACCCUGGUACCAUGCUAGGCCUGCUAGUUCCCGUCGUCAAACAGUACAGCAGGCCAGGUUUUUCCCUGGCCAGAACAUCCGCAAAACGGAGCGAGUGGGUGUGCACACACCAAAGAGACUACUGGUUUUUCGCAAUGGCAUCCCCACCGUAAAACACACUGCGGUGCUUCACAAAAGGACUACGCGUACUUUUGAGUCCAUCCUGGAAUAUAUUUCAGAACUUCUCCAGUUCCAUGUGGUGAAACUGCACACACCUGAUGGCAGACGUGUGGAUGGUCUUCCUGGCUUGAUAUUGUGCCCUGGUAUUGUUGUAGCCGCAGGAAGGGAGCCAUUCAGGCCUGCAAACUACAAUAUACAGAAAUUAUCUGCUCCAGCAAUGCUGCCAACUAAUCGAAUGAGUCUCAGAAGACUAAAGGCUUUUAACCGUAAGUUUACAUAA
Scatophagus argus is the source of this 813-nucleotide messenger RNA. Its product is annotated as oxygen-regulated protein 1. Gene Ontology annotation, biological process: retina development in camera-type eye; intracellular signal transduction; axoneme assembly. The transcript has 2 exons. The record is from RefSeq and is a predicted model, not a curated record. Lineage: Eukaryota; Metazoa; Chordata; Actinopteri; Scatophagidae. The coding region runs from base 1 to 813 and encodes 270 amino acids. Gene Ontology annotation, cellular component: axoneme.